Messenger RNA from Centruroides sculpturatus (bark scorpion), 1277 nucleotides. RefSeq lists its product as uncharacterized. Bases 291 to 893 code for a protein of 200 amino acids. Lineage: Eukaryota; Metazoa; Arthropoda; Arachnida; Scorpiones; Buthidae. The transcript has a single exon. The record is from RefSeq and is a predicted model, not a curated record.
CACGAGGGAAUCAAAUGUUCUCCCUACGAAGCAAUGUUUGGUUGUCCAAUGAAAAUGGGCCUUGCAACUUCAGCAAUCCCUAAUGAUAUGAUUAGAGUUAUAAGAUCUGAAGAUGAUUUAGAGAAGUUGUUGCAUUCACAUGACAAUGUGGAACAAAAUAAUGACAUCGAAAAUGCAAUCGAACAGGACAAGGAAGAAAGCAUUGUUGAAAAUGAGUCAGAACGGGAUAUAUAGACAAUAGCAUUAUCAACGAUAAAACACAAGAAGAUGAAAUGAUUAUUACUGAGUAAAUGAAGGCAAAGCAAAUAACUGAUGAUUCCAAUGUAACAAUUCAGAGAGAUACCGAUUCAGAGACAGAAAACAUGAUUGAGUCUCAGGAAGUUCUUGUAACUAUAGAGCCAAUACCAAAAAAGAUAGAAUCUGUAGUGACCAUAAGAAACAACGCAAAAUUGAAUUUGGAAAAACAAGCUGAAAAAAUGAAAGCCACGUCUGUUGAUAAAUAUCCAAAUGUGAAAAUUGGCCAAAAUGUAAGACUGAAAAUACCUAAAAUUGACAAAGCUAAAACUGACCCGAAAAACAUUAUUGCAGUUGUAGUAGAUGUAAAGGACAAUGAGUUUUACCAACUAGGUACCAAAAUUGGAGUACUAAAGCAGCUUUAUACACAAAAUCAAUUUACUUCAUGCCCUGAAGACUUUAUCAAGAUAGAAGAAGUUGUUAAAGGUAAAGAAGUGAGUCUUCGAGAAGUUGUCGCAAAAUUGUCUUUGACUGGAGGACAAGGUUUCAAGAAGUGCAACUGCUUAAAAAAAUGCCUAACGAAGAAGUGCGCUUGCAAGUCAUCAGGAUUACUUUAUAAUUCUAAAUGCCAUGAUAGCUCUCCAUGUUGUAACAAGUAAAAUCCUUUUUUUACUUUUUAUUAAAUGACAAUGAAUACCAAAUGAUUAGAAAAAAUACUGUGAUUAUUGAUUAGCUUAGCCCGGUAGGCUAUUAUAUUAUUUUUUACAAGAUAAUUUAAUUUUUGUUACGUUAAAAAGUAUUUUUAAACUGUUUCACUAGUUAUUAAUAAAUAGGACUUAGUAAGUUUAUAAUAAUUGCAAUAAAUGAUUAUUAAAAUACUCAUAGUUUUAUUUCCAAAACCAACAUUUACUAAUCGUCUUUAGUAAAACCUAGCAUGUACCAAAUUCUAAUGGUAAAAGCCUGGAAAAUUAUCUUACUUUAUAAAAAUCCUUACAUGUUGGUAAAUCCGAAGAUUUACUAGUAAAACCUAGGAUUUACCAAUA